This is a messenger RNA of Saccostrea cuccullata (small rock oyster), 1227 nucleotides long. RefSeq names its product elongation factor 1-alpha 2-like. Lineage: Eukaryota; Metazoa; Mollusca; Bivalvia; Ostreida; Ostreidae. The transcript is spliced from 5 exons. The coding region runs from base 1 to 1227 and encodes 408 amino acids. The record is from RefSeq and is a predicted model, not a curated record.
AUGGUACCAAGAAUUCUUAAAGAAACUGGAAUUGGUGAAAGUAUAGAGUAUAAUUCGUGCAUUCAUCUCGUGCAACGUGUUGCGCAAAAGGUUGGAUACAACCCCAAUAAAGUCAUAUUUGUUCCUGUGUCCGCCAUGAAAGGUGACAACAUAACAACACCGACAACAAACAUGUCCUGGUACGAUAACUGGGAGACGGUCAGCAGACCAGGAAACCACGUGACUGGUGUGACGUUAUUGGACGCUUUACACAAGACACAGCAACCAACGCGUAUGAAUAGCAAGGCACUGCGAGUACCGAUACAUACUGUAUACAGAUUAGGGAAUAUAGGUAUCGUGGCCGCCGGUAGGGUUCAUGCUGGAUCUGUUAGACCACAAAUGGAGCUCAGUUUUGCGCCCUCCCAAAGAAAGUGUUCGGCCCGUGCAAUACAAAUUUUUGGCGAAGUAACAAACGAGGGACGAGCGGGAGACAAUGUGGGAAUUCAGUUUGAGGGACUGUCUACAAACAAGGUUAAGAGGGGGUAUGUGUGCGGGAACCUGUAUGAUGAUCCUCCCCGAGAGGCAAAACAAAUCACUGCACAGAUACGCAUAUUGCAUCACCCAGGGAACAUCAAGAAAGGUUAUUCGCCUUUGCUCCAUUGUCACACCGCCAUGACAGCCUGUACCAUCACGAACAUCAUAGAACGAACGGAUGAUCGAACAGGCAUGACAGCUGAAGACUUCCCGACAUCCCUGUCGACCGGAAACGUUGGUCUGGUGGAAAUGAUCCUACUCAAACCAAUCUGUGUAGAGACGUUCUUUGAUUAUCCAUCAUUGGGGAGGAUUAUAUUACGCGAUUUGAAGCAGACGAUAGCGGUCGGGGUCAUCGUCAAGGUCACUAAAAGCAAUAUAAAAGACAUGAAAAAUUUAUUGAAAAAGCAAACUGAAGAAAAAGCGGCAGAUGAAACGGAACAGGAGGAACGGAAAAAUAAAUCAGAGGGUUAUGAGUCCUUAUCGAGUGACAUUAAAAACGAGGAUACAGUUGAUGGUGUACACAACAAUGUGAAAAGUGAGAGUGGUCAUGAGAGCUUACCAAAUCCAGACAAAAUAGAAUCAGUAAUUGAAAGUCAGGAGCAGGUUAAAACUGGUACCGAAGAAAGUAUAUCAAGUGAAGUACCCACAUUGAAGCUAAGUAUUGAUGUACCAGGGACAAUGAACGACAGUGGGUGUAUGGAAGAAGAUGUGUAG